Messenger RNA from Trypanosoma grayi, 1245 nucleotides. RefSeq names its product cyclic nucleotide-binding protein. The transcript has a single exon. NCBI's taxonomy places the organism in Eukaryota, Euglenozoa, Kinetoplastea, Trypanosomatida, Trypanosomatidae. The coding region runs from base 1 to 1245 and encodes 414 amino acids. The record is from RefSeq and is a predicted model, not a curated record.
AUGGACUUUUUGCGCAACUCCCUCACUAUUGGAAAUGACGCAUCAGAUGCGGCGGUAAAAUCUGUACUUUCUCAACUUCCAUUCUCGGAGAGGGAGGUGGAGGGAUUGCUGCAGGUAUGGGAAGGACCACAUGUAAUAAAGAUGUUGUAUAACAUCUUGUUGCAACACGAGGAAUUUGUGGUAUAUAUUGAUGUGAACAUGUCAAAGAAAUUCACGCAGGAUCCUUACGUGAAUUGUUGUCUUUCCAUAAGCCGCCAUAUCAAGGCAGAACUUGGCCUCAGCGAGGAGGAAAGCCUUCCAGACGACUUGAUCAUUGAUAUCAUCUUUUCGCCCAACACCACUAUUAAAAACCUCCUCUGCUCGGCGUCAGAUGACUUCAGACAAAUGCUGGAGAUGUGUGAUGAAUGGCGCACGGUUAGUAGCACUCUAACAAACCCGGACGAUUGUUACCUGUAUGUACUAUCGCAAGUCCUGGAGCAGGGGGAAACGGUGCGGGAGUUGUACCGUCAGCGUCUAGAGGCAUCAGGGUUCAUCAUGAUGGAGGACACAGCAGGUUCGGCGCUUGCGGUGGAUCUGAUUAAUGUCAGCAAGUUGUGUGUCUCUGACAUGGAUGCGUCCUUGCGGGCCGCAGUGCCAAUCAAGGAGGAAGCAAGAGGAAGGAGCUUCAUCAUUAAUGUAGAUGGAACGUUUGGGGCACAAAUCGAGGCCAUAUUGCGGAAUCUUAAUCUUACCUUUGGCAAAUAUAUCCGAAGUGUCAAUGUCUCUGGCAGCGUAGCUGGUCUGGUCGGGAAACGUGGCGAUGUUGUUUUACCUACGAAGCUGCUCUUCUCAAAGCAAACAUUUGGGGAGGACUCCACCGAUGAAACACGGUUGUGCAAUGAGGGCAGCAUAACUGAGGAAGAUGUUCUCCCAUUCCUUGGCAAGGACACCGUUGCGCUUCACCGGGGUGGAUGCGUCACAAUCCCUGGCAUCAUUCUCUACAGUGACUCUGUGUUGCGCUUUUACAAGGUGGUUCACUGCUGUACCGCUGUGGACAUGCGUAGCAGCUAUGUUGCGCGGCAAAUGGAGGAGAGCCGCCGCACAGAGAUACUGAAAAAAGGCUUAAUCAAGCGUUUCCUGUUUUACAUGGACAGUGUGCCGCUUAGCGAAGAGGAUGAUACUGGAAGUAGUUCGCAGGUAACUGAAAUCCUGUUCUCUGUGUACGCAACCACCCGAUCGCUGCUUAACCUGAUUCUGUCCUCUUGA